UCUCAUAUAUAUAACCCCUCUCUAUGCUUUUACCCUUCUUUAUCCAUCUAUUAUGCGAACCAGAACAGGUUUGUGUUAUCCUCAAACACUUCAACUAUCAAACAUGUUUUCAGACACAAACAAUAACAAAAGACACAAGAGAAUGCCACAAAACACUUCUGAUUUCUUUGAACUUUUGCCUGAUGACAUAGUUCUCUCUAUACUUGGAAAACUUAGCUCCACCGCUACUUCUCCUUCAGAUUUCAUCAGUGUUCUAAUCACAUGCAAAAGACUAAACGGUUUAAGUCUUAACUCUGUUGUUUUGUCCAAAGCUUCGAACAAAACAUUAUCAGUCAAAGCUAAAAACUGGUGUGACUCUGCUCACCGUUUUCUCAAACGCUGUGUUGAUGCUGGAAACAUUGAAGCCUGUUACACUCUUGGAAUGAUUCGGUUUUACUGUUUGCAAAACAGAGGAAGCGGCGCGUCGUUGAUGGCAAAAGCAGCUAUGAAAUCUCACGCACCGUCUUUGUAUUCAUUGGCAGUGAUUCAGUUCAAUGGAAGCGGAGGAACAAAAAACGACAAAGAUUUACGCGCCGGUGUUGCUUUAUGUGCACGCGCUGCAUUUCUCGGUCACAUCGACGGUUUACGUGAGCUUGGUCAUUGUUUACAAGACGGUUACGGUGUUAAACAGAACGUUAUUGAAGGUCGACGGUUUCUAGUCCAAGCAAACGCACGUGAACUCGCUGCCGUUUUAUCUAACGGCAAUAACAACAAACAACCGUUGCUGACGUGGAGUGUUAACCCGGGUUCAAGCCAACCUCCACAGCUUCGUGUUUUAGCUGGUGCUGGUUCUGUUUCUGGUUCGGGUUGUCCUUUGCUGAGUGAUUUUGGUUGUAACGUUCCGGUUCAGGAGACUCACCCAGCGAACCGGUUUAUGACAGAGUGGUUCGAUAUUCGAGGUGGGUUUCCUGGACCGGGUAUGAGGUUAUGUUCGAAUUCUGGUUGUGGAAGACCUGAGACAAGAAAGCAUGAGUUUCGAAGAUGUUCGGUUUGCGGUGUUGUGAAUUAUUGUUCACGCGCUUGUCAAGCGCUUGAUUGGAAGUUUCGACAUAAGGCGGAGUGUGCACCGGUGGAGAGGUGGUUAGAGGAGGAGGAACAUAUUGCCGGGGAAGGUGACGGUGGCGUUAACGUUGAUGAGGUGGUUGUGCUUGAUAGUUGAUAGGUUUAGAUUGUUUAUCCAAACGUUAACGAUGACAGUAACGGAAGAUUGUUUUGGAACUGUAUUUUUUGGCAUUGGAUACUGAAACAUGGAAAAAGUUAAAAUAUUAAUUGUCUCAUUUAUUACUGUGGCGUUGCAUAAUGCAAAGUCCAAUGGUAGUUUGGUCUCCUCUGUUCCUUUA
Molecule: messenger RNA, 1379 nt
Organism: Medicago truncatula (barrel medic)
Lineage: Eukaryota; Viridiplantae; Streptophyta; Magnoliopsida; Fabales; Fabaceae
Product: F-box protein At1g67340
Exons: 3
Coding region: 53-1198 (381 amino acids)
Molecular function (GO): protein binding
Source: RefSeq, a predicted model, not a curated record